UGUGUGUUGAAAUGGCCUAGUGAUCGGUUAAAAUUUUGCAUUCGUUCGGCGGUGAAGGGAGUCUGGCUUCAAGAUGGAACGCUCGGGUAAAGUGUACCACGCUACGAGAAAUUUCAUGUUCAAGUAUUUUCUGGCGUUCAUAUGGAUCGGAUUCAACUUUGUCGUAUUUUGUAAAGCCUUCAAAAACUACCACCAUGAACCGGAGUAUUACUAUCUUAGUAAGAUUUUAGGUAACGGCCUCUGCAUAUCACGGGGAACGGCACCAGUGCUCAAUUUGACAAUGGCUCUGAUAACUCUACCCGUGUCCCGAUCGUUCAACUUUCUACUGAAUGCCCUUUUCGGAAGAUGGUCAAUUCGAGCACUGGUAUUCUACUUGGAAAAAAUAAAAGUCCUACAUCUUACGCUUGGAGUAGGGUUGAUAAUUGUGGGGGUUAUUCACAGUUUAGCGCAUCUGGUUAAUAUUAUCAAUUUUGUGGAUAAUUAUGAUGUCAAGUUUGACGACAUCAACUGGGCUUCCGGUAAAGAUGAUAGCAAGCUGCGCCUACUGGUGGCAACUCCGACGGGAUUUUCCGGCUGCGUCAUGUUGGCAACACUAUUCACCAUCGCCUAUUUUUCCAGCCGACAGAUGCGUGAUAGGUUCUACAAUAGCUUCCUGGCUUCGCAUCACCUCUUCCUGGUAUUCUACGGAAUGAUGUUUUAUCAUCCACUAAGCAACAUCAUAAAAUACCAAACAAAUUUAAAAGCACAUCCUAAUGGAUGCGAUGUCAUCGAAGAACAUAUCUUCAGGAACGAUUCUGUUUUGCAAGCUAUUUGCAACGAGAAACCUACAUUCAAUACUGGAGAGAAACGAGCAUGGAUAUGGCCGUUGAUAGGUCUAUCGAUAUAUGUGCUCGAUAUAGUAUUCCGAUAUAUUACGGCACACUCGGAUUCCAAGAAAGUUACAACCUUACAAUCCUACGGGUUGCCAGGUAACGGAGUAUACCUUCGGCUAAGAUUCACCCGUAGUAAGCGCGUCGUGAUUUGUGCAGGCCAGUAUGUCCUGCUACAAUGUCCCGCUAUAUCUACCAUCGAAUGGCAUCCGUUUACUGUCGUUGAUUUUCCCACAGAAAUCCACAAUACGGUUUCGCUUACUGUGGCUGUACGAGGUGACUGGACACAAAAGUUGUACGACGUGGUUUUAGAGAAAGAGCGCCUGAAACAAAAUGGCGGAGGUAUCGAUGCUCUUCGAAAAGUGCAAUUUCUUCUAGAUGGACCAUACCCAUCGGCCAUGACUGGAAUGCUCAAGUACAAACGUGUAGUCUACAUCGGCGCAGGCGUGGGCAUAACUCCAUUCGCGGGAUUCGUUCGACAUCUAUUAAAUUUUAACACCGAUCGACCAUCACGAAUUCAUCUUGUAUGGAUUGUUAGAAAGGCUGAAAUGUUUACCUGGUUUGCAGAUGAACUGACGAAACUCCAAGAAAGGUUUUGGAAGCAGAACAAACCCGACCGGUUCAUGCUUAAGUUGUUCCUGACGCGUGACUACAAUUCAAACCUGAUUGAAGAAUAUUUCGGAGACUACCCGACGCUGAAGGCACGUAUAUUCAAGGGCCGUCCAAAUUGGGAUGAAUUUUUUCUGGACCUAGCAACUUUGUACCCGAGCAAGGCUGUGACCGUUUUCAGCUGUGGACCCAAAAACAUGACCAAAGAGCUUAAAACCGUCUGCAGACAGUACCGGAAGCACACGUGCAAAUUUACGCAUUUUCACGAGGGUUUUGGGUAAUAUUGAAUACGAAAGAGCAUUUUAAUAAAACGAGAAGGC
Molecule: messenger RNA, 1798 nt
Organism: Ochlerotatus camptorhynchus
Lineage: Eukaryota; Metazoa; Arthropoda; Insecta; Diptera; Culicidae
Product: NADPH oxidase 4-like
Exons: 12
Coding region: 74-1759 (561 amino acids)
Biological process (GO): superoxide anion generation; defense response
Cellular component (GO): NADPH oxidase complex; plasma membrane
Molecular function (GO): superoxide-generating NAD(P)H oxidase activity
Source: RefSeq, a predicted model, not a curated record